Molecule: messenger RNA, 1275 nt
Organism: Bufo bufo (common toad)
Lineage: Eukaryota; Metazoa; Chordata; Amphibia; Anura; Bufonidae
Product: gastrula zinc finger protein XlCGF17.1-like
Exons: 6
Coding region: 24-1118 (364 amino acids)
Biological process (GO): regulation of transcription by RNA polymerase II
Molecular function (GO): DNA-binding transcription factor activity, RNA polymerase II-specific; RNA polymerase II cis-regulatory region sequence-specific DNA binding
Source: RefSeq, a predicted model, not a curated record
AGGAUGUCGCUGUCUAUUUCUCCAUGGAUGAGUGGGAGUAUUUAGAAGGACAUGAGGAUCUGUACAAGGAUGCCAUGAUGGAGGACCACUGGCCUCUCACAUUGCAAGGAGGGUCCUUGAGGAGAAAUCCCCCCGGGAAAUGUCCCCGUCCUCUGUAUUCCCAGGACUGUGCAGAGGAGAAGGCCCCAGAGAACCCUCAGAUGACAAAUCAGGAGGAAGAUGUGACUGAUAUUAAAGUGGAGGAUGAAGAAGAGCGGAUGAUGGGCGAUCCCCCGUGUAAGAGUGAGGUGGAGGAGGACCUUCCAGUCCAUGUCACCACAGAAAAUCUCAGUAAGAACUCUGAGGGAACACUAAAGGAUGAAGAUACCAUGCAGCGCUCUUUAGGAGAAAACUUUAUUACUCAUAAUGUACUUCUAGGACCUCACCAUACAGAUCUAUCAUAUGAUCCACCUUAUCACAAGGAAUCUUGUCCUGAUCGAUCACAGGUUCUUACUACAAGUACCGGUCAAAAGAAGGGUAGAAGGUUUCAAUGUGAUGAAUGUGGAAAACAGUUUAUAAAAAGUUCAAGUCUUCUUGCACACACAAGAAUUCACACAGGGGAGAAGCCAUAUUCAUGUUCAGAAUGUGGUAAAUGCUUUACAAAUAAAUCAGAUGUUGUUGCACAUGAGAGAAUUCACAGAGGAGAGAAGCCAUUUACAUGUUCAGAAUGUGGAAAAUGUUUUACAUCAAAAUCAAAUCUAGUUAUACAUGAGAGAAAUCACACAGGAGAGAAACCAUAUUCAUGUUCCCUAUGUGGGAAAUGUUUUACCCAUAAAUCAAAUCUUAUUAAACAUGAAAGAAUCCACACAGGAGAAAAGCCAUUUUCAUGUUCAGAAUGUGGGAAAUGUUUUACAAAUAAAUCACAUCUUGUUAUACAUGAGAGAAGUCACACAGGAGAGAAGCCAUUUUCAUGUUCACAAUGUGGGAAAUGUUUUAAAGAUAAAUCAAAUCUUGUUAUACAUCAGAGAAUUCACACAGGGGAGAAACCAUUUUCAUGUUCAGAAUGUGGAAAAUGUUUUGUUGCUAAGGCCAAACUCAGGAAUCAUCUGAGAAGCCACGCAGGAGAAAAGUUGUUUUGAUGUUCACAAUAUGGUAAAUGUUAUGUUUUAUAUGAGAGAAAUCACAUUGAACAUAAGUUGUUUUGAUGAUUACUAUGUGGCAAAUGCUUUACAGAUAUAUUGAAUCUUGAUGUACUGUACAUGAGAGAAUUCACACGGAGGAGAAAAUGUAUUGAUG